AUGUCAACCGGUGGCUCCAACGCCAACGAUCCUUUCGCCGGUGGCUCUGCACUCACACCUACCUCCCCCGUUAAGCCAUCCCUUACAGGAACCGGUGGUUCAAGCUUUAAGCCCUUUAUACCAUCAUCCUCAUUUGGUAGAGGCUUGACGCAACAGCCUACUGGUGGUUCAGCUGGUUCUGGCCAGAGGCUUCCAGCACCUUCUGCAUCCGAGGACUUGUUGUCAGAUAACGAUGAGGCUAGCAAGAACAUCUCAGGGGAAACCACAGAGCUUGCAAACCUUUCUAACCAGAUCUCAUCUCUGUCCAAGCAGACCCAAGAUGUGCAGGCCAAGAGGAAUACCACUCAGAAUGAACUAAACCAGGCCACGUCUCAGAAGCAGAACUUCGAGCAGCGACUGGCCCAACUGCGCACCCUUUAUGAGAAGGAGGCGCAAGAUACUCGUGCCCUUGAGGAGCAACUCAGCAAUGCACGGAAGGAGACUGCCAAACUUCAGUCUGAAUGCAUGGCGCUUGAAGGAACUUACCGUGAUGCUCAGACGCAGCAUCAGCAAGUAUUGGCAGCUCUCCAAGCGGACCAACAAGAAAACACCAGCCUCCGAGAACGGAUUCGUGUAGUCAAUGGCGAGAUUGCGCAGCUCAAGCCUCAGAUUGAAAAGCUAAAGUCUGAUGCUCGCCAACAGAAGGGACUGGUCGCCAUCAACAAGAAACAGCUGUCCACUACAGAGGGCGAGCGCGAUAAGCUAAAGGGAGAGGCGGAGGAGCUCACCAAGAGCCUUGAGGAUGUUCGGCUGGCAAACACUGGCUCGCCAGCAUCUGCUUCGGCUCAAAUUGCAAGCCCAGCUGCAUCGACCUCCAGCGCCAACAACCCCUUCUUCCGCCGCACUGCAAGCACUGAUAUUAUGGGUGCAUUUGCUUCUCCUCCUCCCACUAAGAAUGUCUCUGAUAAGUCUUUUGACGACCUCUUUGGCCCCUCGUUUCCACCCAGCGCCUCGGCCACUCCUCCGCCACCUCCACAGACCUCUUUCAAGCCCCAGCAUACCGGUGCCUCGACCGCCAGUGCUGGUUCAUACAGCACCCCUCCUGCCGCCAGCUCUCCUAUCAUGAGCCGUCAAGCAACCCUUGCUGCUGAGCCCCCUGCUCCCCCGGAGUCGAGGCAGAUCAGUUCCAGCUUCUUGCCUUUCCCUGACCAUACUGAGUCACUCUCAUCCUCUCGCCAAGUGUCGCCCCCUGCUUCGCGUGCUGAUGACCCCCUUCAUGGUUCAGCUACUCCUGUUCCCGGUGACCUGAAGGCCUCUGACAGCCCUGCCGGUGUUCCUGGUGCUUUCCCUGGCGACGAGCUUGACAAGUCCGAAGUCAAGGACGCGGCCUCUGCCUCUGCCUCUGACGAUACUACCCGUGAAGCUGUUAAGGACGAAGCACCAAAAGCGACCGAGUCUGCAGAUCCAUUUGGUGGUAAUGAUGAGGCCAAGGCCAAGGCCGACUUCGAGAAUGCAUUUGCUGCCUUCACCACUGCUAAGAACCAUAGCAAGCCUUCCCCUGAGGCGAAUAAGUUAUCUGCCUUUGAUUCGGAGUUCCCUCCCAUUUCAGAGCUUGAGCGUGAUGAUGAGGAGGAGUCUGACUCAAGUAGUGACAACGGAGGUUUUGAUGAUAACUUCACGCCUGCAUCACCGCCCGCCAAGCCCUUUGGCGAGAAGGCAAAAGCAGUAGAGUCACCAGAAGCUACUCACGCAGUUCCUGCCAGCACUUCACCGCAGCCAGCCCAGGGAGCCACCCCUCCAUCAGAAGCCAUGGCCCCUAGUAUCGAACAGCCUUCGUCUCCCGCAACCGUGACUGAAGCCACUGCUCAACAGUCUUCGGUUGAUGAUAUCUUUGGCGCGGCAGCAACCGGGACUGCCCCUGCUUCGCAACAGCCUGCCCCCUCUAACCCCCCUCAGACCAAGGGUGGAUUUGACGACUUGGACAGUGACUUUGAAGGCCUAGAGGAUGCUAAGGAAGGCUCUGCUGAUGAGGAUUUUGCCAACAUCUCUCGUUCCGGACUGGACGACUUCAACCCCGUUUUUGAUAGCAGCCCACCCGGAAGCCAGACCAAGACGGAGUCCACUGCGUUCGGCAACGAGAGCUUCGACUUCAUCUCCCACAGCUCAACUGGCGCUGCUCAGCCUGCUGUGGGAACCAACCAGCAGAAGGCUCCCGAGGCCCAUGACUGGGAUGCUAUCUUCUCUGGUCUCGACUCCCCUAGCGCAACUGCUGCCCAGCCUGCUUCUGCUGAGAAACCAGCGGGCGCUGAGUCCCAUCCUGGUCAGCAGGCUCUGAACCGCACUUUGUCAACUGAAUCCGAGCAUGAUGACCCAAUCCUGAAGAGCCUUACAAGCAUGGGCUAUAAGCGACAUGAAGCUUUAGAUGCUCUCGAGAAAUAUGAUUACGAUCUUGACAAGGCGGCGAACUUUCUGGCUAGUCGCUCAUAA
Messenger RNA from Fusarium subglutinans, 2466 nucleotides. Its product is annotated as EDE1-like protein. The transcript has 3 exons. Gene Ontology annotation, molecular function: protein binding. NCBI's taxonomy places the organism in Eukaryota, Fungi, Ascomycota, Sordariomycetes, Hypocreales, Nectriaceae. The coding region runs from base 1 to 2466 and encodes 821 amino acids. The record is from RefSeq and is a predicted model, not a curated record.